This is a messenger RNA of Salvia hispanica, 1678 nucleotides long. NCBI's taxonomy places the organism in Eukaryota, Viridiplantae, Streptophyta, Magnoliopsida, Lamiales, Lamiaceae. The record is from RefSeq and is a predicted model, not a curated record.
GUUGAAGAAAAGAUACUACUAUAAUCCUUUUGUUGGAAAAACAUGGCAGGUGCACUUCCGUCGACCAUCGUGAUCAGCACGAGCACAGACAAUUAUGCAAGCCGCAAGGAGCGCGGGUUAGUCCGGGGUGGAAUGGAGAGCCUGCUGAGCCCGACGGUGAAGAUCACGGUGGAGCCCGCAGAAGCAGACAACGACCACAUUCAUCUCCGAUUCACCCACAGCAACAAAUAUUGGCAGAAACUGGAGAAAGGUUCCGCCAUCAUGGCAAACUCAAACGAGCCGAAUGAGGAAAAGGAGAAUCCAUCGUGCACGCUCUUCAAGGUGCGCGUGGAUUCGGAUUCGGAAACGCUCUACUUGACUCACGCCCAAACCAACAUGUCUGUUAUGUUUAAAAGCGAACGUGGAUACGGAGAUGUGUUGUACAUCGAGCCUCGACGCAGCUUCACUCCCUCGCCUCUGAGGUUCGUGGACGCGGGCACGCUGGUUAAACUGCCCAAGCACGUCGCUUUCAAGGCGGCCUACAAUGAUCGCUUCCUCAAAGCCGAUUACCAUAGAGACUACACUCACAUCUCCGGCCACCCCGUGGACUACAGAUACUUCCACUUCAAUUCCAACGAUCAGGAGGAAUUCAACUGCGGCUAUGAGGUGUUUCCGAUGGAGGACGGCCACGUGAUGAUAAAGUCCGAUUACUACGAUAAGUACUGGCUGCAGACCAACACUUGGAUUGCAGGGGCUGGUAACGACGUCGCCACGCCCACCAACAAAUACGCUCUCUUCUGGCCCAUCAAAAUCAGUGGCAAGGAAAACGUUAUCGCGCUGAGAAGCGCAGCCAACAACCUCUUCUGCAAGGGCCUCACGCUCGACGGCAAGUACGACUGCCUCAACGCGUGCGACCCCAGCAUGUCCAAAUACGCGCAGUUGGAAGUGCACGAGCUGGUGAGCAAGAGAAGCAUCCGCAACGUGAGGUAUCGGAUGGAGGACGCCAGGAUACACGGCCAGGAGCCUGUUGUGGUGGACACGGUCUCGUUCGAUAACCCCACGGAUCACGAGGUCACCGUGACUGAUUCAAUCGAGUACAAAACGGAGAAUUCCUACUCUUUCACUCAGGGCUUGUCGAUCACCUCAGGAGUCAAAGUCAGCAUGGAAGCUGAGCUGCCAUUCAUUGGUGGUGUAAAAACAGGGAUUGAAGUGCACCAUGAGAUAACUGGCUCCUUCAACUGGGGCCACACCAAAAUGGAAUCAAUAACUCACACGGGUACAGGCUCGGUUCCUGUGCCGCCCAAGAGUAAGGUUAUAGUGGACUGCGUCGUCACAAAGGGCACCUGCAAUAUCCCCUUUACUUACACUCAGGAGGAUCAGAGCUCCACCACCGGCAAAAUUCAUCGUUCUGACCACGUUGAUGGUAUCUACGAGGGAGUCAGUUAUUACAACUUCACCUUCCAAUUAAAAGAGACUCUCAUUAUCUGAACAUGGCUAUGGCCCUACCUUCACCAUCGAUCACCUUGGCUUGGCUUCGCAUCUUCUCAUAUUUCUAUGUUUUCCUUGUUAAUAUAAAUUAAUAAUCUACUAUAUGGAGUAUAUAUGUAACGUGCUUUGGUUUGAUAUCGUGUGUAACUAUGUACCCAGCUUGCUUUUCUUCAAAAAUAUCAAUAAAGAUCGAUGGUGUUGUGUGUUUUAA